AUGCUUCGCAAUGCGACCGGCGAGUCGCGCAUUGCGGUUUUCAAGCCAAUGGAUGAGGAGCCGCUGGCCUGGAAUUGCCCUCGCGGGAUGCCGCCGAGCGAAACGGGCGAAGGAUUGAAGCGUGGGACUCGCGUUGGCGAAGGCGCGUUUCGCGAAGUUGCGGCGUAUCUUCUGGACCAUCCACUUCGCGAAGGCGACGCAGAGGGUUUCGCAGGAGUGCCGCGAACCGCGUUGGUUACAUGCGACAUCAAAUUCUUCGCGUCGUCAUUGGGUUCUCCAGUUUCAAUUCUAGGCGGCUUGUCUUCCGCUGAGUUUGGUUCAAGGAAAAUUGGUUCGCUGCAGCAAUUUGUCCCCGCCAUAAGCAACUGCGAGGACAUGGGUCCGUCUCGGUUCGCUGCUUCUGAGGUUCACAAGAUUGCUACUCUGGAUAUGCGGCUGGCGAACACGGACCGAAACGGCGCCAACAUCCUGGUGAAAAGCGACGGCGCAGAUUUGAAGCUCAUCCCAAUCGACCACGGAUAUUGCCUUCCGGAGACGUUGGAAGACUGUACAUUUGAAUGGUUGUACUGGCCUCAAGCGAAGCAGCCUCUAAGCGAGGAUGUCAGGAACUAUAUUGAGAGGCUUGACGCCGAAGCUGACCUGGCGCUUCUACAGGCGGGUGGGUGGGCCGUGAACGGCGCAUGCGCACGCGUGUUUCGCGCGGCGACGCUCCUGCUCAAGAAGGGUUCGGCUGCAAAUCGAACUGUCUUCGAGAUUGGCUCCAUGAUGGUUCGCGACGAUCCCGAGGUUCCAUCCGCGUUAGAAGACAUGCUGGCACGUGCGGAAGAGAAGGCGCUGAGUGGAGCAGCGGACGGUGAUGUUAUUUACUGUCUGGGUGAAAUCCUAGACGACUACUUUGAGUCCAAGGCCCACUAG
Messenger RNA from Closterium sp. Yama58-4, 915 nucleotides. The record is from the annotation of a GenBank genome assembly. Lineage: Eukaryota; Viridiplantae; Streptophyta; Zygnematophyceae; Desmidiales; Closteriaceae.